UCGAAAGCGCCUCCCUCCAUAUGGGAAAACGGAUUUUGUGCUCUAAUUCUCUGUCCAUAAAGAUGUUCUUAAUUUCUAUUUCCUCUUUGAGUUUAAUUUCAGACGAGUUUAGUUUCAAUUUCCUGUUUUGCGUUGGUCAAAGAGGAGGCGCGGUGAUGAUGUGAUUAUAUUUCGUUAAUCUGAUAUUAACUGAGGAAAAUUAUCAAUCCAUUCUUUUUUGUCUGAGCGCCUCCUAUUUCUUUCCACUUUUUACUUAUUUCUUAGGUUAUUUUUGAAUAUAUUUAUUGUUUUUAACCUCCCAUGGUUUAUCAAUCCACAGUUACUGUUUUUAAAGUUUCUCUAAUUUUAUCCCUUCUUAAAUAAAUGAAUUAGUUUUCAUUUUGAAAGAGUUCGAAACCCAUUGUGUAAGCUUUAUGAUUUUUUCGUAAAUUCUGAAUUGUUUUUUUAACACAGUAUGUUAAAUUUUUCAAUCCACAUUGAGUGGACUAGCUAUUUAGAUUUAUCAGUUUCCCUAAGCUACAAUUAGGAUGUAGCAUAAGAAAGUUGAAAGCUAUGCUAUGCUAUGCUAUGCUAUGCUAUGCUAUUCUAUUGAAUUAUUACUACACCUUUUACCUAUGUUUUGAUAUUUAUACAUUGGUCUUAAAUUUUAGUAGUAUUUAUUUUUCACUUGUUGGAUUGAUUAAUUCAGAGUCUCAGACCGUUUCCAAAUAUAUCAAAACUUGUGACAAAUCCUAUACAUCCGAAAUGAUUUUCAGCCGUAUACAUAAAUUUAACUACUACAAUUUGAUCUGUUGCAAGUUCAGUAUCAAUAAUACAUUGCAUUAGUUUGAAAAUAGGUUGACAGUUUUACAAAAAGGGAAAAAGUAUCUCAAAUAGAGUUUUUUGCGAAAAUUACAACUUAAUUUUGAUUAAUUAAAUUUAUUUGACUUGUAUAUGCGCGAUGAUGAUGUGAUUGUAUCUCGUUAAUCCGAAAUUAACUGAUGUGAUUAUAUUUCGUUCCUCAUUUGUGUUUUGUUUUAAAACUCUCAGACUCAUGGUUUAUCGUCUCAAUAUUUUUGUUUAAUUUUAAACUUGUCUGAAUUUUAAUAUAAUUAACUGAUGCAAUUAUCUUGUAAUGAUCCAAAAGGAAUACCGUGUUCAACCUGAUUUAAAUAUAUGAAGGUAGUCAAUAUAUGGUGAACUUUGAGAAAUGUGUUUCAAAAUUCAAACACAAAAAAGCCGCGUACUUUACAACUUCACCUUCAAUUCCAAUUGGAAUCGAACACGACUCAAAUAUUGGUAGCAAAUACUACUAAAAGUAAUCACAAUCAUCAAAUGAGAAAGAUCAAUUUCAGUUUCUCUACUAUUAAUUCAUCCAUAUCCCGUACUACUAUUCUUCAAUCUGCAUAUGAACCACCACAGCACGCCUAUUUGCUUGCAUCCAUUGAAAGUUCAAAAUAGGAGCUUAGCCAUUGCUUGCAUCCAUUGAAAGUUCAAAAUAGGAGCUUAGCCAAACAAAGUUGAGAAAUGGAGACCUUAAUGGAGGAGGAGGAGGAAGAGUACAACUGGAGAGAAGUGGUUUUGCCGUCGCUGAUACUGGUUGUACCCGAGACCGGAGAGAGAAGGAGGGGCCGCCACAUCAUGAUCGUGGUCGAUCAUGGCCCUAAAAGUUUGAACAACAAAAUUGUGUACGACAUGACUCAGGGGCUCAUGGAGAAGCUCGCAGCCGAGGCCUUUGAGGUUGCUAUGGUAAAGACAAAGGCUAGGAUAGUGGAAGGAGAUGCAGGGAAAGUAAUAUGCAAGGAAGCAGAGAGGUUGAAGCCUGCUGCUGUAGUUAUGGGCACCGGAGGCCAAAGCUUGAUUCAAAGUGUAAUACAGGGUAGUGUAAGUGAAUAUUGCUUCCAUAAUUGCAAAACAGCACCAAUUAUAGUCGUUCCUGGUAAAGAUGCAGGGGAGAAAUUUGUGCUGUAAUGGAUCAUAAGCAGGAUGAACAGGUUAAGGAUCGACAGAAGCAUGCAUAUGGUGAUUGUACCUCUUCUAGUGAAGGCAGGAUUUCUUUCUGUUGGAUGUGAACUUAGGAAUAAGAUUAUGAUUAGUUAAUUAGUUUGAUGUUUGUAAUAUACUACUUAUCUGUACUCAUGUAUAUUAGUUUGGCUAUAACUAUUUUAUAGUACAAUAGUGGAGUGUAUAACUAAUAUUCUUCAUCGAAUUGUGGCAAUGUUUAUGCCCUUGAAUACUCAUUUUGAGUG
Messenger RNA from Salvia splendens (bonfire salvia), 2228 nucleotides. RefSeq lists its product as uncharacterized. The coding region runs from base 1507 to 1950 and encodes 147 amino acids. Lineage: Eukaryota; Viridiplantae; Streptophyta; Magnoliopsida; Lamiales; Lamiaceae. The record is from RefSeq and is a predicted model, not a curated record. The transcript is spliced from 5 exons.